AUGCAACGGCCAGAGAUGCAAGGAUGGAAGAACCAGCAUCAGAAGGAGCCCCUGCUCGCCGACGAGGGGGACGCGGUGGCCGCGCACCUAGGCCGCGGGCUCCGAGAAGCUGAUUGGUGUGAUGAGAACACUAGAAUAGUGUGUGAGCUUUUUGCAGACGAAGUGCAAAAAGGAAAUCGUGAUACCACUCAUUUGAAUAAGACCGGGUACUUGAAUAUGAUAACAAGGUUCAAGGAUAGGACUGGGCUUCUAUAUACUAGAAAACAGUUGAAGAAUAAAUGGGAUAAGAUGAAAACUGAUCAUGGUAUUUGGAAGCAACUCACUAAGCAGACAGGUUUAGGAUGGAGUGCAUCAGGGAAAGAUAUUGUCAUGACAGAGAAAAUAAAGGGUUGUACCAGAUUCAAGAACAGAGGCAUCCAGAAUGAGGAACAAUUGGAAAUUAUGUUUGAAGACAUUCGUAACACCGGUGAUGACCAUUGGUGUGCCUCUAGUGGUUUACCACCUUCCCAAGCAAGCCCGCCACAAUCUCCCAUUCCUGUUCAUGAUGAAGAUGAAGCCUUUAAUGAAGAUAGUGAGCCGGAGGAGGUGACACCUACAAGUGGGAGAGGGAAGAGAGGCAAAGGGGCUGAUAACGACAAAGGAAAGAAACCAAAGACAACUGUAGGUCAUUGGUUUCAUGAACAGAUGGGCAAGAUUGUGGAGAUGAACGAGAGAACAACUGCUUCUUUUGAGUCAAUUGCAAGGAGGGAGGACAAAUCUAGUUGCUCCAUAAAGGAUAUUUGCUCCAGUUCGAGGAAGCUUGAAUUGUACUGUAAUCACUGUUUCCCUUUUUUUUCUCUGAGAAAAAAAAAUGAAGACAGCGGCCGCCGCUCCCUGUAUCCAACGGUGCCCCAUGGGUGGUCGCCGGUCAAAUGGACGUCACCCGCCGCCGCCGCCGGCCCCAAUCCCACCUCGCCCCCUCGCUUUGACCCCACGGCGCCCGCGAACCUUCCUGCCCUUGACCCCUCCUCCCCUCUCCUCUCUCUAUUUAUCCCCCCUCCCCCUCCGCUCCCCGGCCUCCCCAAGAACCCCCCACUCCACUCCACCCCACCCCGCACCCACCGCAAGCGAGAGGCGAGAGCCAGCAGCCAAGAAGCAGCAGCAGCAGCAGCUAUGGUGGCGCAGCGCCGGGACGCCGAGGCGGAGCUGAACCUGCCCCCGGGGUUCCGCUUCCACCCCACCGACGAGGAGCUGGUGGCGCACUACCUCUGCGCGCGCGCCGCCGGGCGCGGCCCGCCGGUGCCCAUCAUCGCCGAGGUCGACCUCUACCGCUUCGACCCCUGGGACCUCCCCGAGCGCGCCCUCUUCGGCCGCCGCGAGUGGUACUUCUUCACGCCCAGGGACCGCAAGUACCCCAACGGCUCCCGCCCCAACCGCGCCGCCGGGACGGGCUACUGGAAGGCCACCGGCGCCGACAAGCCCGUCCACCACGCCGGCCGCACCCUCGGGAUCAAGAAGGCGCUCGUCUUCUACCACGGCAAGCCGCCGCGCGGGGUCAAGACCGAGUGGAUCAUGCACGAGUACCGCCUCGCCGACGCCGGCGCCAAGAAGCCCGGCAACGGCUCGCUCAGGCUGGACGACUGGGUGCUGUGCCGCCUGUACAACAAGAAGAACGAGUGGGAGAAGAUGCAGCAGCAGAAGGGGAAGGCGAUGGAGUCGGAGGCGUCGCUCUCCCACUCCCACUCCCACUCCGACACGCGCACGCCGGAGUCGGAGAUCGACGACGACACGUUCCCGGUGCUGGGCUUGCUGCCGGAGUUCGACGACAUGGGCCCCGCUCCCGCUCUCGCCCCCGCCCCCGCCGGCGCCGUCCUGCCCAAGGAGGAGGUGCAGGACUUCGUCAACCUCGGCGGCGACGACUGGCUCGCGGGGAUCAACCUCGACUACCUGCAGAUGCCCGGGGACGCCGACUUCUUCAACAACAUGCUCGGGUCGCCGAUGGGUCCUCCCAAGCCGGAGCAGGACGGCGGCUUCCUGCUAUUCUGAACCUGAUGGGCUCUGCUCCGAUUAGCUCUGCUCUGCUCUGCUCCGACCCCGAAGAGGGAUGCAGCUGCAACUGUGAAUAGUUCAGAUUUGCUUUCCAUUUAGAGAAACAAAAAAUUCCUGCUAAUGCCUGGUUGGUUGUAGUGCCGUAGACCGUAGUGGUGUAGUGCAGAAGUAGUGGUGGUAUGCAGGUCAGCCAAGGAUUGGAGUCCAGUGUAGGACUGAAGCUCAUCAUUGGAGCUUGUGAUCAGUGACAAAAUUCUUUCGUUUCUGGUUCAGUAAUUUAUCAUCAUUUAGAUUUGUUUCUUCAGAAUUCAGAUGGGCAAAUGACAUUCAGCCGUUUUGUGUUCCU
Molecule: messenger RNA, 2374 nt
Organism: Panicum virgatum (switchgrass)
Lineage: Eukaryota; Viridiplantae; Streptophyta; Magnoliopsida; Poales; Poaceae
Exons: 5
Coding region: 1-2025 (674 amino acids)
Biological process (GO): regulation of DNA-templated transcription
Molecular function (GO): DNA binding
Source: RefSeq, a predicted model, not a curated record